GUAGAGUACUGUGUCUCUGUCCAUUACAUGCAGGUAGAGUACUGUGUCUCUGACUAUUACAUGCAGGUAGAGUACUGUGUCGCUGUGUCUCUGACCAUUACAUGCAGGGGUCAGCGUACUCUGUCCUGGGUGUGGCCUGAGACGACCCUGGUGGGAGAGGAGCUGACUGAUCGUCAGGCCGGCCCCAGGCCCAGCAGAGCCCCAGGGAGAGAGGCCGAGACUGGGUCUGGAACCCCUGUUUGUACCCCUGGGGCUGGAGUUGUGGGAGACCACCCCUUGGCCGGGGAGGGGACUGGUACGCCUGCUUCGGUCCCUGUCCAGAGAAGGGGAGUCAGCAUCCUGGAGUGUCCAGGGGAGCCUGGAAGGCCGUAUUGCAAGACCCUGGUCCUCACUGGAGCUAAAGGGAAUGAUACGGGUUACUACCGCUGUUACUACAGAGAUGUCAAGGCUGUCAUCGACGGGACCACGGCUGUUGCCUUAUAUGUGUUUGUCAGAGAUCUGGAGCAGCCUUUCCUCAGGAGAAACAGAGGAAGCAACGGUGACCUGGAGACCAUCUUUAUAACAAGAUCCUCCACUCACUUCACAGUACCUUGUCUAGUCACUGUGCCCGACCUCAUCGUCACACUUUAUCUGUGGGAAUCGAUACCUAUGCCCCUGGAGGAUGAGGGGAUGGUGUGGGACAGUAAAAGAGGCUGGUCCAUCCCUAGACAGACCUUAGACACUAGACCUUUCAUCUUAGGAUUGUACUGCCAAGCUGUACUACAGGGGAGAGUGUACCGCUCUCCCCACUACGUGGUGCACUUCACAGGAAGUCAGCUUUACGAUGUCAAGCUGUAUCCUGAGGACUCGGUGGAGCUGAUCAUGGGGGAAGCCCUGACUCUCAACUGUAGCGCCACUGUAGAGUUUGGCAUGUCUGUCGAGUUCCAGUGGUCCUAUCCUGGAAAACAGAUGAACAAUACAGUGGGCAUAGUGCACAAGCGUAAUUCUCUGUCUCGGUUCACGGAGGCAGACAGCAUCCUGACCAUCCAAAGUGUCAACGUCACCGACACUGGCACUUACACCUGCUCUACCAUCACGAUGAAGAAAACAAUGGAUCUGGCAACGCAAGUCAUAGUGCAUGAGAAGCCAUUCAUUAGCCUAGACUACAGGAGCGGGCCGGUCAUCGAGGCAACAUCAGGACAGAAGUCCUUUAAACUGUUAGCCAAGGUGUCAGCAUACCCCAGACCUGACAUACAGUG
This is a messenger RNA of Salvelinus namaycush (lake trout), 1238 nucleotides long. RefSeq names its product vascular endothelial growth factor receptor 3-like. The transcript is spliced from 8 exons. NCBI's taxonomy places the organism in Eukaryota, Metazoa, Chordata, Actinopteri, Salmoniformes, Salmonidae. The annotation marks the transcript as partial. The record is from RefSeq and is a predicted model, not a curated record.